AUGUUCAUCCAAACCGAGCCAACGCCAAACGCCGAUGCAUUGAAAUUCAAUCCCAACCAGCGAGUUCUUCCUGAAACAAUAUCGUCGCCUUUCCUCGAAUAUCUAAACCCGCGCUCGACUCUCGCACCCCCACAUCCUUCUCCGCUAGCGGCCCAACUACUCAACAUCGACGGCGUAACGAGCGUCUUCUUUGGCGCAGAUUACAUUACCGUAACAAAAGACUCGGCAACGCCAUGGAGUCACAUCAAGCCUGAGGUAUUCGCUAUCAUUACCGAAUUCAUGACAUCUGGAUCACCAAUUGUCAACACCGUGGCUGCGAAAGCUGGAGAACAAGGUCAAGGUGGUCAAGAAGCCGACAGUCUGGCCUACGAUGAGAACGAUGACGAAGUAGUUGGAAUGAUCAAGGAGCUGCUCGAGACGCGCGUCCGGCCCGCGAUCCAAGAGGAUGGUGGUGACAUUGAAUUCCGGGGCUUCAACGACGGCCAGGUUCUCUUGAAGCUGCGCGGUGCGUGCCGGACUUGCGAUUCGAGUACAGUAACGUUGAAGAACGGAAUUGAGAGCAUGCUGAUGCAUUACAUUGAAGAAGUCAAGGGGGUACAACAGGUUUUGGAUCAGGAAGAAGAGAUUGCAAUGAAGGAGUUUGCCAAGUUUGAGGAGAAGUUGAGACAGCAAAAGGGCGAGGAUGCAGUCAAGGGCACGGUUGGCAAGGGCAGUUUGGAUUAUGUCGAGUAA
Messenger RNA from Bipolaris victoriae FI3, 732 nucleotides. RefSeq lists its product as hypothetical. Gene Ontology annotation, cellular component: mitochondrion. Bases 1 to 732 code for a protein of 243 amino acids. Gene Ontology annotation, biological process: iron-sulfur cluster assembly. The transcript has 2 exons. Gene Ontology annotation, molecular function: iron ion binding; iron-sulfur cluster binding. Lineage: Eukaryota; Fungi; Ascomycota; Dothideomycetes; Pleosporales; Pleosporaceae. The record is from RefSeq and is a predicted model, not a curated record.